Molecule: messenger RNA, 1682 nt
Organism: Dipodomys ordii (Ord's kangaroo rat)
Lineage: Eukaryota; Metazoa; Chordata; Mammalia; Rodentia; Heteromyidae
Gene: Cercam
Product: cerebral endothelial cell adhesion molecule
Exons: 12
Coding region: 1-1491 (496 amino acids)
Source: RefSeq, a predicted model, not a curated record
AUGCGCGUCGCCCCGGCCGCCCCCUGGCACCGGUUGCUCCAGCUGCUGUUCCUGCUGGGACCACCAGGGCUGAAGGCUUCAGGGGUGGCGGAGCCGCCUCUGCCCACCGUGGUCCUUGCCAUCUUGGCCCGCAAUGCCGAGCACUCGCUGCCCCACUACCUGGGCGCGCUGGAGCGGCUGGACUACCCCCGGGCCAGACUGGCCCUCUGGUGUGCCACCGACCACAACAUUGACAACACGACGGGGAUGCUGCAGGAGUGGCUGGCAGCUGUGGGCGAUGACUAUGCAGCUGUGGUCUGGAGGCCAGAGGGAGAGGCCAGAUUCUACCCAGAUGAAGAGGGUCCUAAGCAUUGGACCAGAGAAAGGCACCAGUUUCUCAUGGAGUUGAAGCAGGAGGCCUUGACCUUUGCCAGAGACUGGGGGGCUGACUACAUCCUGUUUGCAGACACGGACAACAUUCUGACUAACAAGCAGACACUGCGGUUUCUGAUGGAGCAGGGGCUGCCCGUGGUCAUCACCCCUCAGGAAGGGCCUGAAGGGGUCUUUGGGCUUUGGUGCAGGUGGCCCUGGGCCCAAAGCUUCCCUGUUCCCCAGGGCUACUACCGCCGCACAGCCGAGUACUUCCCCACCAAGAACCGCCAGCGCCGAGGCUGUUUCCGGGUUCCCAUGGUCCACUCCACCUUCUUGGUAUCCCUGCGAGAUAAGGGAACAGCUCAGCUGGCCUUCUAUCCACCUCACCCCAACUACACUUGGCCCUUCGAUGACAUCAUUGUCUUCGCCUAUUCCUGUGAGGCCGCUGGGGUCUCAGUGCAUGUGUGCAAUGAGCACCGAUUCGGGUACAUGAACGUGGCAGUGCAACCACACCAGGGGCUGGAGGACGAGAAGGUCAACUUUGUCCACCUGAUCUUGGAAGCGCUAGUGGAUGGGCCCCCCAUGCAGGCCUCAGCGCAUGUGUCUCAGCCCCCGAAGAGGCCCAGUAAGCUGGGCUUUGAUGAGGUCUUUGUCAUUGGCCUGGCCCGCAGGCCCCACCGGCGAGCUCGCAUGCUGAGCUCCCUCUGGGAGAUGGAGAUCUCCGGGCGUGUGGAAGUGUUUAGCGUGUUGCUCACAUUCCUCCUGAAGUACUUCCCCCUCAGGAGGAGCCGCUGGUGUAAACAGAGACACAUGAGGCUUCCCCAAAGUGUGUUUUGCAGGCUGCUCAACAGAAGCAUCCUCAGGACCCUGGGUGUGGACCUGCUCCCGGGCUACCAGGACCCCUACUCAGGCCGCACACUGACCAAGGGCGAGAUUGGCUGUUUCCUCAGCCACUACUCCAUCUGGGAGGAGGGGGACAGCGAAUGGCUCAGCGACACAGAGACAUCCUCCCCCUGGGAUGAUGACAGCGGCCGCAUCAUCAGCUGGACCGGCUCCCAGAAGUCCCUGCGUGGCCCCCACCUGGACCUGGCUGGCAGCAAUGGGCACAGCCUUCACCCCAGUCCCCGGGACGAGCUCUAGGUCCAAGCAAGAGUGCCUGGAGCAGAGGGAGAGAUCACUGGCAGGAGUCACCGGGAGCCAGCACACACCUCGCUGUCAGCUUACGUUUGGCCACUCUGCCCUCCAUUCAAGAUGGAGCCCAGCCAGCUGCCAGUGGCACAGACCUGUAAUCCUAGCUACUCAGGAAGCUGGGUCCUAGAAGACUGGGCAGA